Molecule: messenger RNA, 1083 nt
Organism: Mycena indigotica
Lineage: Eukaryota; Fungi; Basidiomycota; Agaricomycetes; Agaricales; Mycenaceae
Exons: 2
Coding region: 1-1083 (360 amino acids)
Biological process (GO): sphingolipid biosynthetic process; inositol phosphoceramide metabolic process
Cellular component (GO): inositol phosphoceramide synthase complex
Molecular function (GO): inositol phosphoceramide synthase activity
Source: RefSeq, a predicted model, not a curated record
AUGUCAUUCGGCGCCUUUGCAGAACCAGCUGUAGUGGUCAGUAUUCUCGUCGCGGGAGUUGUCUUGAAUCGUAGGAAAGACUCAGAUGCAUGGGCACCUCUUUCUCCAACAAGCGAACCUCUCCUGGCCACUGGAGAUGCUCCAUAUCGCGAACGCCAAGUAUUUGGCUACACCGUCCGCUCUCGAAAUACCGCUGUUCACCGAAACUCGUUUGCUUCUCGAAUCCUUAGACGAUUCCCUUUCCUCGUGGAAGUUUGGUACUGGUUAUUGGUCUAUUGGACAUACCAACUAGCGAGGGCGUUCACUGCAGUCACGCUCAAGGACGAUACCCUUGCAGUAUCUCGCGAACAUGCUCUUUCCCUAAUUCACCUCGAGCAACGACUGGGUUUAUUCAUCGAACCUGACGUUCAAGCGUAUACGCUUGCCCGACCAGCGCUAAUGGGGGCCCUUAACCGCAUCUAUUCGUUCAUCCACAUUCCUGGGACCAUAUCUUUCCUCGCUUGGCUUUAUGCCGCCGCUCCACAAACUCUCUUCGAGGCUCGCCGUCGAACCUUGGCAGUUAGCAAUCUGAUGGCAUUCGUUGUCUUCACGUUGUGGCCAUGCAUGCCUCCCCGUCUCCUCCCGGCCUCAGAUGGUUUCGGCUUCAUUGACACCGUACAUAAGGGUGAAGUUGCGAGCGUGUGGACGACGAACAAGUUUUGUAACCAACUUGCCGCGAUGCCAUCUCUCCACUUUGGAUACAGCUUCGUAAUCGGGCUUACCAUCGCAACACUGCCAUCUCACGGCCACUCUCGCUUCCUCACUCUCGCGAAGUGGAUUGGUGGCAUGUCAUACCCUGCUUUAAUCCUCGUUGCCAUCGUCUCCACAGCCAACCAUUAUGUCUUGGAUGCUUGCGCUGGAUUCGUCGUCGCUAGCAUCGCGUGGAACAUCAACGGUGUGCUCAAAAGUCUGCUCGUUAUCGAAGACUCGUUCUUCUACCUCUUGCGAGUCCAUAAACCCCGUGGAGCUGAUGAAGACACUCAAGGCAAAUUAUUCAGCCCCGUUCUGGAAAUGAGCGAGGAAGCUGGUUGGCGGAGGGCUUAG